CAUAUCUAAUCACCGGGAAGUUCACUCAGCCUUGCUAGAGAAACUUAAAAUCUCUUAUUGUUUCUCCUAUUCUCUAAGUCUGCAACACUCUCUGGUACACAUCGCUUAACAAGCUAAUAAGUUACCAAUUUCUUCCAUGGCCACCCAAGCAACUUCCUCCUCCCCCUCUUCAACUUCUUCAUCAUCUUCUUCUUUUUCUUCUUGCCCUCGAUGGAAAUACCAUGUGUUCCUUAGUUUUUGCGGUGUUGACACCCGAAAGAAUUUCACAGAUCAUCUUUAUACUGCUUUGAAACAAAAGGGUAUUAUCACUUUCCGAGAUGAUGAAAAACUUGAGCGAGGAAAGUAUAUUUCUCAAGAGCUCUUAAAAGCAAUAGAAGAGUCCAAGUAUGCAAUCAUUGUUCUCUCAACAAACUAUGCUUCUUCAAGGUGGUGCUUAAUUGAACUAGCAAAAAUUGUUAAAUGCAAGGAGACCGGAGUGACAGUUUUGCCUGUCUUUUAUCAUGUGGAUCCCUCUGAUGUAAGGAACCAGAAUGGCAUUCUUGCUGAAGCAUUUGCUAAACAUGAGCAAGAUACCAGGAUUAACACAGAAGAUGUGCAAGCAUGGAAAGCUGCUUUGAAAGAUGUGGGUGAUAUAUCUGGAUGGCAUUUGCAUGAUAGGCAUGAAUCAAUAAUUAUACAAAAAAUCAUUGGAAGGAUAUUUAGUGAGCUGUUUCACAAACUCCCAUGUGUUUCCGAGGACCUUGUUGGAAUGGACUCCUGUGUGGAGGAAAUGUUGGAUUCAUACAUAGGUGAAGGGUUGGGUGGUGUUCGCUUUGUUGGGAUAUGCGGGAUGGGUGGAAUGGGCAAAACAACCCUUGCACAUGAAAUUUAUAGAAGAAUUUCUGGUAACUUUGAAGGUAGAAGCUUUAUUGCUAAUAUUAGAGAAGAAACUAAAAAUCAAGGUCUAGUUUCUUUACAAAAACAACUUCUUUCUCAGAUCCUCAUGGAAAGUGAAAUAAAUAUAUGGGAUGUUUGGGAGGGAAUCAAUGUUAUAAGGAAUACACUAUGUAAUAAAAAUGUUUUUAUUAUUCUUGAUGAUGUGGAUGGAGAUGAACAACUAAAAGCAUUGGCAAGGAAGCAUGAUUGGUUUGGUCCUGGAAGUAGAAUCAUUGUCACAAGCAGAGAUAGCCAUUUAUUGAUAAGAUGCGGUGUGGAUAAUGUAUAUAACAUUACGGGGUUGAAUGAUGAUGAAGCUUUGGAGCUUUUUAGUUGGAGUGCUUUUAAGAAACCCCAUCCUGAAGAAAAUUAUGUGGAUUUGUCUAAGGACUUUGUGAAUUAUGCUAAAGGCCUUCCUUUAGCUCUUAAAGUUUUAGGUUCUUCGUUGUUUUCUAAAAGAACGAAUGAAUGGAAAAGUGCCCUUUAUAAACUAAAAAAAGAACCUAAUAGAAACAUUUUGGAUAUACUUCAAAUAAGUUUUGAUGGGCUUACAAAUUCGGAGAAAGGAUUGUUUCUAGAUAUUGCAUGUUUUUUCAAAGGAGAGAACAAAGAUUGCAUAAGAGAUAUAUUGGAAAGUUUUUAUUAUUCUCUAGACUACGAUGUUGGUGUUCUUAUGGACAAAUCUCUCAUAACCAUUUAUUACAAUGGAACUUUGUGGAUGCAUGAUUUGCUACAAGCUAUGGGUCAAGAAAUCGUUCGUCGUGAAUCUCCUAAAGAACCUGGUGGACGUAGUAGGUUGUGGAUUUAUGAUGAUGUCAUUCAUGUAUUGAAAAAUAAUUCUGGAACAGAGGCAGUUGAAGGCAUAAUGGUAAACAUACCUAUUCAAAAAGUGGAACACUUGAGUGCUGAAGCCUUCUCAAAGAUGAAAAAUUUGAGAUUGCUUAAAAUUAGUAGUGAGAAACUUCCAGAAGACUUCAUAAAUGGUACUAUGCAACUUCCAAAAGACCUCAUUAGAGGUAAGGUGCAACUUCCACAAGGCCUCAGUUAUCUUUCUAAUGAGUUACGUCUUCUCGAAUGGCAUGGAUAUCAUUUAAAAUGUUUACCAACCAAUUUCCAACUAAACAAACUUGUUGAAUUGAGAAUGCAUUGUAGUAGCAUCAAACAACUAUGGAAUGGAAACAUGAAUUUAGGCGAGUUAAGACUCAUUGACCUAAGUGACUCUCAAAACUUGAUUGAGAUGCCAGACCUUAGUGGAGCCCCGAAGCUUAAGCAAUUGAUUUUUCGACAUUGUACAAGACUAUAUAAGAUUCAUGCAUCUAUAGAAGAUCUCAAACAACUUAUUGGAUUAGAUUUGAAUGGUUGCAAAUGUCUUGGAAGCCUUCCUCACAAGAUCAGCUUGGAAGCACUUGAAAUUUUGGAUCUUGGUGGUUGUUCAAGACUGAAGAAGUUUCCAGAAAUUGUAGGAAAUAUGUCACGUUUGUCGAAACUUUGUUUGAGUGGGACAGCUAUAAAAGAUCUACCAUUAUCAGUGGAGCAUUUAACUGGCCUUAUUGAAUUGGAUUUAAGAGACUGUAAAAACCUUUCAAGUCUUUCGAAUGCAUGUUGUUGUUUGAUGUCUCUAAAAAUUCUCACUUUAUCUGGCUGCUCAAAACUUGAUGAAUUACCAGAGAAUUUGGGUAAUAUCGAAGGCCUAGAAAAGCUAGAUGUGAGUGGAACUGCUAUAACAAGGCUACCUUUAUCUGUUGUUCACUUAAAAAAUCUCAAACUACUAUCUCUCCGUGGAUGUGUGGGGUUAUCAUCUAAAUCAUUCAAUAAGCUCCUGAAUUUUCCUUUAAUGCAACGAAAAAGAAGUCCUGAUCCCAUGAGCAUGUUAGAGUGUUCUUUACAAGGCUUAUGGUCUUUGACGGAACUGGAUUUAAGUUAUUGCAAUAUUCAAAUGAUUCCUGAUGUUCUGGGGUCCUUGUCAUCUUUAAGAGAAUUAAAUCUAAAAGGAAAUAAUUUUGUUUGCCUUCCUGGAAGUAUCAUUCAACUAUCUAAUUUGGCAAACCUUUAUUUGGGUGGUUGCACUCAACUUCAAAUGUUGCCUAAGCUUCCAUUAAAUAUGUAUUUUAUCGAUGCAACAGGAUGUACCUCACUGGAAACAUUAUCAUUAAGUCCAGAUGAUGGUUUUUGGGGGAAUAUAAAUCUUGUCAAUUGCGUCAAAUUGAUUUAUAAUCAAGGCAAAGGUGACCUGUUGUCAGCAAUUCUAACAAAUUAUAUCAUUGAGAGAUGCUGUAACCAGAAAUGGUACACAUGUUUCUCAAUUCCUGGAAGUGAAAUUCCGAAUUGGUUUAGGCACCAAAAUGUGGGGGCUUCAGUGAAUCUGCAAGUGCCUUCACAUUUAUUAUUCAGUAGCAAACUGGGAAUCGCAGUGUGCGCUGUUUAUAUAUUCCACCAGCAUCAUCCACUUCACCAACUUCAUAUUCAACAUUAUAGAGGAACGAUAUAUACACAUGAGCUUCGGUGUUUUGUUGUUGAAGCCAACGGAGAUCGAUAUAACCCAGUGUGGCUUCCUUUAUCGGAGGAAUUUGGUAAGAUUGAAUCGUAUCAUCUUUGGCUCGAAUGUUUUCCCUUUAGAACACACUUCGGAAGCCACUGCGAAGAAGAAUUGGAUGCUAAUGAAUUCACCCAAAUUGAGCUUACAUUUGAAGCCUACGGUCCAGACUUGGAGGUUACGAAAUGCGGAGCCCGUUUGAUAUUCGAGCAAGACUUGGAAGAUCUCAAUCAAACUAAGCCUGGGUCUAGCAGCUGCAUUAUCACUCCUUAUUAUGAGGAUGAUGAUUUAGGCGAUUCAAAGAAAGAUUCCAAAAUUAAGGAAAGCCGUGAUGAUGAACCACCACACCCAAAGUGGACAGAGCACCCUAAUCUAAUUGAAAACUGGAUUGGGAAUUCAUGCAUACAAGGACAAGCUGAUUCUGAUUGUGUGUGAGGAAAGAGGAAUCCCAGUGAAAGUGGGACCUUUUUCUCUCUUUGAUUUUUUUAAACCGAUAGCAGAUGAAGAGGCUACACAAUGAUCGUACUACCACCAGAGCACUGGGUUUGGUGCUUACUACAACGACCACUACACUGUCUUUGAGUGUCUGUGGGGUUGAUGCUGACGAUGAUGGAGUGGAACUGGGUUUGGUGCAAUUUCUGUUUGGCUACAAGGAAACUUGAGGUUAAUUAAAGUGAAAAGGGUACCAGUUGGAGCUAUGCCAGAAAGCUUUGGAGGAGAAUAUUUUUGUUUAUUUGGGGAUAGGUUGUGGUACAACCACAUUGUUGUACUGCUUAUACAUGAGCUGGGUCACUUGAUAAGGAAGCCCCAUAAGGGCAUAUGUGUCAUCCUCGCCCCUACGGUGGCUCUAGUUCAGCAGAAAUGGUGGUUGGUUUUGCUUCUGCUGAUGACUGUGCUGUUAAGCCUUUGACAAGUUCAGCUGCUAAGUGGGGAAAGAGGCUUUUCAUAGGAUGUAUUCCGAUUGAAGCUACUGUUGAUAAUGUGCAGUUGUAUUUCAGUCAGUUUGGCUAUGUUUUGGAUGUGUAUCUUGCCAAGGAUGAAAGAAAAAUGUGUCAUAGGGGGUCCGGUUUUGUGACAUUGUCUGAUGAAAUUUCAGCUGAGUACACUUCUCAAAAAAUACAUAGGAUACUUGGGCAGACAUGUCAGUAGAUAUUAUCAUGAUAUAUGAUAGACGGGUGCUUGGGUCCAAUAGGCACUCAUGGGGGUAGCCGAUUAUCAAGGGAAAGAGCCUCAGAAGUUUCUUGUGCAGAGUGGUUUGGUAUGCUAAUGUCUAUGACAUAUGGUCUCAAAGAAACUCAAGAAUCCAUGGAGACGUCAAAACAGAGGAAAUCAAAGUGAAGAGAGUGGGAAAGGAUGUCAAGUUUAGAAUGAUGUUCAAAGGAAAUCAUAGUGAAGAGAGUUAUCUUUUAUAUCUGGAGCGUACCACAUUCCAUCAUUCAUGGCUUCUGCUUAAAAGUUUUGCUAGUAGCUGGGUUUGUUAUUGGUUUUAUUUUUUUUAAAAGAAGAUGUUGGGUAAGAAUAACACCAAUCUGAUGCUGUAAUUUAGUCCGAAGACUCAUAUCUCUAUGUAAAACUAGGUUGGGAUGAUGUAAUACUGUUUUCAAAUGGAGAUGAUUUUUUAAUGUAUUGGUCAGGGCAGGUGCCUUUGUUGUAGACUUGUAGUGGACUAACUGAAGUCUCAGUGUUCGAAGUGUUUCUGUUUGUAGCAGUAAAAAAUUAUGAGUUAUCCAAAAAAGAUAGAAGAACGCUUAAUUCCA
This is a messenger RNA of Quercus robur (English oak), 5205 nucleotides long. Its product is annotated as TMV resistance protein N-like. Gene Ontology annotation, molecular function: ADP binding; protein binding. The transcript has 9 exons. Bases 137 to 3883 code for a protein of 1248 amino acids. The record is from RefSeq and is a predicted model, not a curated record. NCBI's taxonomy places the organism in Eukaryota, Viridiplantae, Streptophyta, Magnoliopsida, Fagales, Fagaceae. Gene Ontology annotation, biological process: signal transduction; defense response.